Messenger RNA from Sipha flava (yellow sugarcane aphid), 2843 nucleotides. RefSeq lists its product as uncharacterized. NCBI's taxonomy places the organism in Eukaryota, Metazoa, Arthropoda, Insecta, Hemiptera, Aphididae. The record is from RefSeq and is a predicted model, not a curated record. The coding region runs from base 591 to 1313 and encodes 240 amino acids. The transcript has 3 exons.
UCACGAGCAACGUGCGUAGCCACACAGCAAUUACAGUGACCGUAAAUGUUUUAUUUGGGCAAUUUUAUGUACACUCACACACAGACACAAAUUAUAAUAAGUCAAAUUAUUAAUAUACUAUAUUAAUUGUCGUUUCGGAUGCGAUUGCGACAGUCGAACAAAAUCAUUACAACACACACACACACACACACACACACACUCACGCACGCACGCACGCACGCACACACCGUUUACAACACACAUAUUGUGAACAAUAUUCCAUUUCCUUCGCCAAGCGAACAGUAGUAAAAAUGAUCGACAUGUGAGAGUGCACUAGCGGUUUCGUUUAUAAGUUCGUCGUAAUAAUAAUAGUGACAAAUGGCAGUAGUGGCGGUGUUUGGAGAAUCGGCGACAAAGGCAUUUAAUCUCUCGGAGGAAGAGGGUUUUUUCAGUUUUUUAACGAGUUAACUGCUGUAGUAGUGUCUGCUGUGCUUUUCAGAGAUGGGAACCAAUUCUGCACGUGGGUAUGGAGCUCGGGAACCAAUUCAGUACCAACCGAAAAAGUUAUUCUCGUUGUACGUGUUCUCCUCAGUUCACGCGCGUUCACGAUAAUGUUGUCGUCGCGCAAACGCUGCGGUCAAACCGAUCACGUACGGGCGUCGUCGGCCAAAUGUCCGCAGCGCGAAUUGUCGCGAAAGCGAAGGCUUACCUCGGUCACGACCAAUAAAAACGUAUCGACGUACACCGUUCAAGAGGGUUUCCGCAAGUUUUGUCCGGACUCGGCGUUACGCGAGCGCAUAGCCGCGGACGUGUUCGAAGUGUCGGCUCUGGCCGUCGAAGUUUCGGUACACGUACACUAUCGUUAUACGAAACCGUCACACUCCGAAGAUUGCGGCAACGCGUUUACCGAGAAUUCGACGUUUGCGCAAAACCACUUGCUCGAUUUUUUUACUAUCACCUGCAGGGCAAACGUCAACGUAUGGAACCGUGUGCCGCUGGACGCCGAAUAUUUCGCUUUGCGCGGAGCGCACGAAUCGCGCAAAACGUACGGCGGAAAAUUACGAUCGCACUUGAUUCAACCCGUUGCCGUGCGACACGAGACGGCCAUGAAGAAUUGCGUUUGCGUGCACCUGUACGAUCGAGUGGUGCGUUACGUGAACUUGCGAUACGAAGGCCGGACGCUCAAAUGGGUUUGGAAAUGUCGGCUUUACGAAGAACUGUUUUCUCGAGAACAUCGAGUCGUCCGCAGCUCGAAACUUUUGGUCUGCCGCCGGAUUAUCGGGAUUUCGCGGACCCGCAGAAAACUGGUGGCCGCUGGUUCCGUUUUCGCAUAAACUGGCGACGUGGUUCCUGCGAAACGGAUCGCGAUCGUUUUCCGUGCUUCUCGUCCGGGACCCAAAGCACUUUUCUGUACAACGCCAUGGGCCUUGUACCGAGCUGUUGCGCGCGGCAAAACCUUUAGAAUUCAAAUCGGCGCACGAAGAUUUCAGAGCCGCGGCCCCGACGUACUGGUGGCGUUAUUUCGACUGGACCCGUAGACGAACGCGAUCGCGGCACACCGGGACCGCAAGAAAUUCACGAUGUCAUUUACCACGAACGGAGCUUACUGGUGCGCGUCUAUGGAAAGAUUUACGCGAGAUUCAAUCGGGGUCGAACCGAAACGCAAACGAUCUAAAAAGAAACAAGUCGAAACCAAUGAUUUGGAUUCGUCUAGAUUUUCCGGGUUCACGGGACUCGAUCCGGGAGUGGUCAACUACGUGAGCACUUGCUAUCUCGGAGUAGUCGGCGUUUCAGAUCUAAAACGUAAUUAUACUCUAAAAACUGCAAAGUUUAAGCAAUUCAAGUGUAAAGAACGAGCGAUAUCACGUACCGUUUGUGGCAUCACGAAAGCUCGCAUUUGGCGUAUUCGCGGCACAAACUGGUAAAGCUAACGUGGUACGCUAAAAUGUGUAAACAUAGUGUCGAAGAUUCGUUAGUCCAGCGGCUUUUGGACAUGUCGGAAACCAAAACGUCCGUACUGGUGCGUUUCGGAGACGGAUCGCUACGGGACGGCGUGAGUUACGGCGCGAACCGGGAGCCAGCCGUGUGCUCGUUGCGUCGGGCUUUUCACCGCUGGCAAGAUCGCUGAGCGACCGUGGACUCGGGACGAGUACAUGACCACGCAUUGCGUCGUUCGAGGUGUACGAAACGCAUGACUCUACCUCCGAAACACGAGGAUACGUCGCCAAUAGCUUCCGGAGACGACAAGCGUCGCAGACGCCACGAUCACAGGUUCCAGUUUUGACGAAAAUAUGGAAUCGGAACGUUAACGCCGCCCGGAACAUGGCUCUCGUGGCCCUAGGACUGGUGGACUACAGAAAAAAAUAUGCCAAAAAUAAUAAUACUGAUGAUGAUCAUAAUAAUGAUUUUGUAAUCGUUGAACGAGAGUCGUAGUCACACUACAACUGUUUGUCCGACGAACACGUUUAUUCGUGUAUUUUAUAAUAUUUAUAUAUACAGUAUGUAUUUUAUUUUAUGAUUUAUACAAUAAACGAUGUUUUAAUGCCGCGAGUGCUGAAAGUUUCGACUAAUAUCGACGUUCAGCACGUUCAUUAACAUGUUAAUGAAGAUGGUUUAUAGGCACUAACAUUUUUAGAUUUUCCCAUUUUUUUUUUUUUUUUUUUUAAUACGGAAGUUAGAAUAUUUAAAAUUCAAGAAAUGUAAUUCUUCUACUAUUUUAAACACCUUUAAAAAUAUAAACAGAUUCACCUAAUCUCUUUCACUCAAAAUCAUUUUUUGAGAACAAUGGUAUAUUUGUUUCAAAUUUAAAAAUCGAAUUUAGUAAUACCAUUCACUAAUCCCCGUAUCACCCUGACUGUGGAGAC